GAUCUUGUGUCAAGCUAUGAAGAGCAUUGGAAAUUAUGUUGAUUUGGAUGUGUAAUGACAGAAAAUCUGAGAAGGAUCAAUCAUUUGUAACAAUGUUCGAGGCAGACAGUAGUCGAUCAUUUGUUGCGGUAGAAUGAAAUAUAACAUUCUUUCCUACAGCUCAACCGUACAAUGCCUUCCAUUGCCCAUGCCAAUGUCAAACUGAGAGCAUCCUAUGCAGAAGGUCGUUUAAAGGAGGCAUUACACAGACUGCUUACCACCCACAACCCUCCUGUAAACUUAUCAACGUAUCUUCAACAAUUGCAGACCUGCGUUGCCAAGAAAACCCUUUCAGAGGGCAAACAAGUCCACUCUCUCAUCAAUGAUCGAGGAUUUGCAUUUCCCUCGGAUACGCUGUUACAAAAUACUCUGAUCAGCAUGUAUGACAGGUGUGGGAGUUUGGUUCAUGCUCGCAAAGUUUUCGACCAUAUGUCUCAACCGAACGACUUCUCCUGGAAUAUUAUUAUUGCAGCCUACAAAAGACAUGGCUUUCCUCAAGAGGCAUUGAAAUUGUUUCACCAAAUGCAACUAAAUACUGUUGAACCCAAUAAGUUCACCUUGUCCACCAUUCUUACUGUAUGUGCCAAUGUGGCAUCUGUAAAGCAUGGUUUGCAAAUCCAUGGAAAAGUGAUUAGAUGUGGAUAUGAAUCUAAUGUUUUUGUGAUGAACACGGUGAUAGGUAUGUACUCAAAAUGUGGUAGGUUGCAUGAUGCAUGUGAACUGUUUGACAAAAUGCCUCAGCGAGAUGUGGUAUCAUGGGCUGCAAUCAUUGCUGUCUUUACAGAAAACGGGCUUCUUUGGAAAGCCUCGCAGUUUUUAAAGCAAAUGCAAUUGGUGGGUGUAGAGUCAAAAUCGGCAAUAUAUGCGAGUAUUCUCGCAGGCUGCGCCAAAGUAGGAUCUUUGGGACAGGGUAUGGAAAUACACCACAAUAUAACAGAAAGCGGAUUUUUGUCAGAUAUUUUAGUAGAGAAUACCCUAAUUAAUAUGUACGCUAAAUGUGGAGACAUACAGAAAGCGCAAAAAGUGUUUGAAAACAUGCCUCAGCGAAAUGUGGUGUCAUGGAAUACAAUGAUUGUUGGGUAUGCACAACAUGGACUUUCUGAUAAAUCGUUGGAAAUGUUUAAGCAAAUGCAUUUAGAAGAUGUAAAUCCAAACUCAGCAACAUUUGCAAGUAUCCUUACAGAGUGUGCCAAAAUGGAGACUUUAGAGCAGGGUGUAGAAAUCCAUAAAAAAAUAAUUGAAAGCGGUUUUCUACCUGAUGUUAUAGUUGUGACUGCGCUGAUCAGCAUGUAUGCAAAAUGUGGAAGUAUGCAGAAGGCAGAAGAAUUGUUUAAAGAAAUGCCUCAACAUAAUGUGGUCUCAUUCAAUGCAAUGAUUGUAGGAUAUGAUCAAAAUGGACUUGUUGAUAAAUCUUUUGAGCUUUUUAGACAAAUGCAAGCAGCAGGUGUAAAGCCAAACUCAGCAACAUUUGCCAGCGUUCUCCCAGCAUGUGCUCAAACUGGAAAUUUAGAUCAGGGUAAGGAAAUCCAUAAAAUUAUAAUCGAAAGCCUGAUGUUAUCAGACAUUGUAGUUGUGACUUCGCUGAUAGACAUGUAUGCAAAAUGUGGAAGCAUGUGGAAGGCACACAAAUUGUUUCAGAAAAUGCCUCACCGAAAUGUGGUUUCAUGGAAUGCAUUGAUUGUAGGGUAUGCACAAAAUGGGCUUGUUAGUAAAACCCUUGAGAUUUUUAAGCAAAUGCAAUUGGCAGGUGUAAAGCCAAAUUCUGUAGUCUUUGCCAGCAUCCUUCCAGUUUCUGCCAAAAUGGGAGCUUUGGAACAGGGUAUGGAGAUGCAUCAAAAAAUAAUUAAAAGUGGUUUUUUGUCGGAUCUAGUUGUGAAUGCCCUGGUAGACAUGUAUGCAAAAUGUGGAAGCAUACAGAAGGCGCGUGACUUGUUUGACAAAAUGUCUCAAAGAAAUGUGGUCACGUGGAAUGCAAUGAUUACAGGAUAUGCUCAAAAUGGCGAUAUUGAUGAGGCUUUAGAGAUUUUUAAAGGAAUGCCUCAACGGGAUGUAGUCUCAUGGACUGCAAUAAUUGCUGGAUAUGCACAAAAUGGAUUUGUUGGUAAAGCCUUGAAGGUUUUUAAUCAAAUGCAAUUUGGAAGUGUAAUGCCAAACUCAUCAACCUUUGUAAGCAUCCUGCCAGCUUGUUCCAAACUUGGAGCUUUGGAGCUGGGUAUGGAGAUGCAUCGAAAAAUAAUUGAAAACAAAUUUUUGACUAAUAUGGCUAUUACUGCCUUGAUUGACAUGUAUGCAAAAUGUGGCAGCAUACAGAAAUCACAUAAGUUAUUUGAAAAAAUGCAUAAUCCAGAUGUGGCCUCAUGGAAUGCAAUGAUUGCAGGAUAUGCAAUGCAUGGCUGUAGCAGUGAUGCCUUAGGACUAUUUGAACUAAUGGAGCAUUCUGGAACAAACCCUGACCGUGGAAGCUUCAUUUGUGUUUUACAUGCAUGCAAUCAUGCGGGUCUAAUGCCUGAUGGCUGUAAAUACUUCAAUCUCAUGAGUGACUCUUAUGGCAUCAUGCCUACAAUGGAUCAUUAUGUAUGCAUGGUUGACCUUCUUGGUCGUGCAGGCUAUCUUGAGGAAUCCUUACAUUUUAUCAUCAAAAUGCCAAUAAAACCAGAUGUAGUAGUGUGGAUAUGUUUGCUUGGCACUUGUAGAUCACAUAAGAAUAUUAGAAUUGGAGAAACUGUUGCAAAACUCCUUUUUGAGUUGGAAUGUAAAGAUGCUGCACCAUUUGUUCUUUUGUCUAAUGUCUAUGCAGAAGCAGGAAGGUGGGAUGAUAUUUGGAAUGUAAGGAAAUUAAUGAAAGAUAGAGGAAUUAAAAAGAUACCUGGUUGUAGUUGGAUCGAAGUCUAUAAAGUGGUACAUGCUUUUUGUAUGGGGGACAGAUCACAUGCGCAAACACAGGACAUCUAUUCAAAAUUAGAGGAAUUAUCUUUGGAGAUGAAAGCGGCGGGGUAUGUUUCAGAUACAAGAUCAACACUGAAUGAUGUCGAGGAAGAGGAGAAGCAAUUACUCCUCUACCACCAUAGUGAAAAAUUGGCAAUUGCAUUUGGAUUGUUAAACACAUCCCCUGGGACAACCAUUAGAGUUGUGAAGAACCUUCGAAUUUGUGGUGAUUGCCACACUGCAACCAAGUUUAUCUCCAAGAUUGUUGCAAGAGAAAUUGUUGUGAGAGAUACAAACCGUUUUCAUCAUUUCAAACAUGGGCAGUGUUCUUGCAAAGACUAUUGGUGAUGCUAUGUGAAGCAAAGGAUUGUGGGAUAACAAGGUUCAUGGUAUCAGACUUGCAGUGGUAUUGAAGGAUUCACAACAUUUGAGCUGUUCAUCAGGAAGCCUGAACAGUUCUGAAGUGAAAAGGUGAGGAAGGAUCCAAAAGAAUCAGAAUUUGAAAGAGAAGAAGUACUUGAAGGAAAUUGAAAGCUGCUCAGCAAGCAGGUAUGCCGUUUGAGACUAAAUUAUCUAUGCAGGUGAGUUUUGUAUCGCAUACUAUCAUGAAAUACCAGAGAUUACUUGCUUCAAAUUAGACAAUCUCUUCGGUAUGUUACCUGCUAAUGACCAUCGUACUUGAGUGUCUCAGCAGGGGGGUGUUCUAAAUUGCAAGAUUCUUCUCUCAAGGCUCCAUUUUAGCAUUUCAUGUAAAUAUAAUUUGCAAUCUAGGCAUAAUAUUCCUAAUGCUUGUAGAUUAAAAUGGCAAAAUAACCAAGAGUCUAAGACAUCUCAAAUAAUGGCUGGAGAUGUAGGCAUCACAAGAGCAAAAUAUUAGUCCCUGCCUGCAGCAGGGUUACUAGUGUUUUCAUUUUGCUUCAUUUCAUAUUAGUCCUUUCCUUGAACUCCGUGCAGAACAAAAAAUUAAUCUCCUUCCCAAAUGUUGGUGCUUAUUUCCUGAUUUGAUUUCCUUAAAAAUAGUUCUAAUCUAAUUUUCUGAUUGGGCUGUUCAUAUUUUUCUGGUUAAAAAAAUGUCCUUCGUUAAAAACAGGGAAAAAGCAUCUCCAAUUAUAAAGCACAUCAAGGGCAUGUAUCGGACAGGAGCAAGCAUGACUGUUUGCAAGUGGACAGCUCUUCAAUAUAUGCGCCGUUCUCCCUGUCUCAAGCUUUUAAGCAGCCACUUUUUUGGCUUUCUUCUUCAUCAUGUCUUGUAUACAUUCUCCUAAUUGCCUGUCUCUGAAAGCUGUACUCAUUAAACUGCAAAGCGAUCCGGAGAUAUUUGCAUGGGUGCCCAAAUUGGUAUCGAGACUAAGAGUGAGUUCUGUCCAAAGAUUAUAUGGGUUUUUAUAAAUAGGAAGGUGUUGUAAAUCUAAGCAUGGACAUGGUUUAGUAUGCUUGUCUUCUGUAAACAGAGAGAUAAAAUGUGCUGCUUAUUUUAUUU
Cryptomeria japonica (Japanese cedar) is the source of this 4444-nucleotide messenger RNA. RefSeq names its product pentatricopeptide repeat-containing protein At3g24000, mitochondrial. Gene Ontology annotation, molecular function: zinc ion binding; protein binding; RNA binding. Gene Ontology annotation, biological process: RNA modification. The record is from RefSeq and is a predicted model, not a curated record. NCBI's taxonomy places the organism in Eukaryota, Viridiplantae, Streptophyta, Pinopsida, Cupressales, Cupressaceae. Bases 172 to 3312 code for a protein of 1046 amino acids. The transcript is spliced from 4 exons.